GCUCUCUGACUCUACUUCUUCUCUUUCAUCAGCUUCACUUCUUUUAAGUCUUAAAGCUACACCCACCACCGGCACCACCAAAAACCCUAAAACUUUAAGCUGGAAAGUGGAAAUCAGUAUGAAAACCAACCACCACCACUCAAAGCUCAAAACGCAGCCGCGUCCGCUCUUCUCAUGCGGGUUUUUCCGUAACUGUACUCAAUCUACACUCAGCCCCACCACUCCUCAUUCUCCUCCUCUCCCUCUUUCUUCCUCACAACAACCACCCGCCUCUCCACCGCUGCUGUCUGUGCCGGAUCACCCUUCCCCUCCACCACCUCCUCCUCCUCCGCCGAAAAACUCGAUGCAGAAACGCCCGGAAUCCUCCUCUUCCUCCUCUUCUUCCUCUGCUUCCCAUAGCUUUACUCAAUGGAAAUUCCCCAUCCCGACGUCCCCUCUCCACCAAAAGCCAACACAAGCUACUCAUUUUCAACCACCGCCGCCGCUUUCCUCUGCUAAUCUCCAAGAACUUUUCCAUAUCGCCGAGGUUCAGUUUUCUACAGGUUCUCUAUCCGAACAACUCGCUGCCCUCCAGCUUCUAGAACGCUCACUCUUGCCCAACCCACCGUCGGACCCGGUUUGCUCGCCUGAAUUGAUGCGUGGGAUCGUUUCGAAUUUGAAAAACAAAGCAGGGGUGAAGCCAGCGACUAAAAUUCUACUUGCAUUAUGUUUGGCGGAAGGAAACCGACACAUAGCUGUGGAGGCGGGAGCCGUGGGAGCGGUGGUGGAGGUGGCGAUGGAGCUGGAAGGAGCGGCAGCGGAGAGGGCGUUGGCUGCUCUCGAGCUCAUGUGCACUGUGGCCGAAGGAGCAGCAGAAGUGACAGCCCACGCGCUUGCAGUGCCCGUGAUGGUGUCCGUUAUGGGACGGUUGGCGGGAAGAGGACGAGAAUAUGCAAUUAGCGUGAUAUCCGUCAUCUACGGAGGUGGAUGCGGUGGUGGAAAUGGGGACGACCAAGAGGAGGAUAUGGUGCCGGCGCCCCCGGAGGAGGUUGCCCGGGCGGUGGCGCUAGCGUUGCAAGGGGAAUGUACAGCUAGAGGAAGGAGGAAAGGGGCCCAGCUUUUGAAAACUCUGGAGGAAUAUGGACGGCUGAAUUUAACCCAAGACGGGAAUGAAGGAUUCUGAUUUGUCCAAUAUUUUGAGUCACGGAAUUUUACUAUUCUAGUUUUAGAGAUUGAGCGAUUGGUUUAAAUACAGUUUUAGUCCCUCUAUCAUG
Messenger RNA from Hibiscus syriacus, 1253 nucleotides. RefSeq names its product E3 ubiquitin-protein ligase PUB23-like. The coding region runs from base 119 to 1162 and encodes 347 amino acids. The transcript has a single exon. The record is from RefSeq and is a predicted model, not a curated record. Lineage: Eukaryota; Viridiplantae; Streptophyta; Magnoliopsida; Malvales; Malvaceae.